CUCCCCAAACUUUCCAGGAGCCUCCGCACCCUCCAGGCUCUCCGCUGCAGACUCCAGGUCCAGCAACAUGUCGGGCAUCGCGGCCACGCUGCAGCACCGCCGGGAGAAGAACCGGGGAAUCGGAACCAACAGCCAGGCGGUUCGGUACCUGGACCAGGACUACGAGGCUCUGCGGCGCCGCUGCUUAGAGUCCGGCCGCCUGUUCCAGGACGACGCGUUCCCGGCGCUGCCCUCCUCCCUGGGCUUCAACGAGCUGGGCCCGAACUCCUACAAGGUCCGGGGGGUGUCCUGGAAGAGACCCACGGAGAUGACCUCCGACCCCGAGUUCAUCAUCUGUGGAGCCUCCAGGACCGACAUUCGUCAGGGAGCUCUGGGGGACUGCUGGCUGCUCGCCGCCAUCGCCUCUCUGACCCUGAACGAGGAAGUUCUUACUCGAGUCGUCCCGCACGGUCAGAGCUUCACGAAAGGAGAGUACGCCGGCAUCUUCCACUUCCAGUUCUGGCAGUUCGGGGAGUGGGUGGAUGUAGUGAUCGACGACCGUCUGCCGGUGAAAGAUGGCGAGCUGUUGUUUGUCCACUCGGCGGAGGGCAGGGAGUUCUGGAGCGCCCUGCUGGAGAAGGCCUACGCCAAGUUGAACGGCUGUUACGAGGCUCUGUCUGGAGGAACCACCACCGAGGGCUUCGAGGAUUUCACCGGAGGAAUCGCUGAGGUCCACGAGCUGGGUCAACCCGGUCCUCACCUGUUCCACAUCAUCCAGAAGGCUCAGAGCCGCGGGUCGCUGAUGGGCUGCUCCAUAGACAUCACCAGCUCAUCCGACUCGGAGGCGGUCACCUCUCAGAAGCUGGUGAAAGGCCACGCCUACUCUGUGACUGGUGCAGCUGAGGUGGAGUACCGUGGCAAGAUGGAGAGGCUGAUCCGGAUCAGAAACCCCUGGGGUCAGGUGGAGUGGACCGGAGCCUGGAGUGAUGAUUCGCUGCAGUGGCGUUACAUCAGUGACGAGGACAGAGAGCGCCUGAGUCAUCGCGCAGAGGACGGAGAGUUCUGGAUGUCUUUCUCUGACUUCCUGCGACAGUUCUCCCGGCUGGAGAUCUGUAACCUGACGCCCGACGCCCUGAGAGACGACUCCAUCUCUAAAUGGGCUCUGUCCAAGUUCGAUGGCAGCUGGAGGAAAGGAUCCACCGCUGGAGGCUGCAGGAACUUCCCCAACUCAUUCUGGAUGAACCCUCAGUUUGUGAUCAAGCUGGAUGAGGAGGAUGACGACCCGGAGGACGGAGAGGCCGGCUGCAGCCUUGUGGUCGGUCUGAUCCAGAAGAACCGCAGACACUUGAGGCAGAAGGGAGAGGGCAUGCACACGGUCGGAUUCGCCAUCUACGAGGUUCCUGAUGAGUUCUCUGGUCAGAGGAACGUCCACCUGAACAGGAACUUCUUCCUGCGUCACGCCUCCACCGCGCGCUCCGAGACCUUCAUCAACCUGCGAGAAGUCUGCAGCCGCUUCUGUCUGCCGCCCGGAGAGUACCUGAUCAUCCCGUCCACCUUCGAACCGCACAAGAACGGAGACUUCUGUGUCCGGGUCUUCUCCGAGAAAAAGGCAGACUUUCAAGAGCUGGACGACCCCGUCGAGUGCAGAGUGAAGAAGAUCGAGAUCGGUGAGGACGACGUGGACGAGCGGUUCAGAGGUCUGUUCGGCCGGCUGGCAGGAGCGGACUUUGAAGUUUCUGCCUUCGAGCUGCAGAAGAUCCUCAACAAAGUGGUGACCAAACGAUCCGACAUCCAGACCAGCGGCUUCAGCAUCACAACGUGUCGCAACAUGGUUAACAUGCUGGACACAGACGGCAGCGGUCAGCUCGGUCUGCUGGAGUUUAAAGUGCUGUGGACCAAAAUCGAGGCGUACCUGAACAUUUACCGGCAGAAGGACCUGGAUCAGUCGGGGACCAUGAGCUCUGCAGAGAUGAGGUCGGCCGUGGAGGAAGCUGGUUUCAGUCUGAACAACCAGCUCCAUCAGGUCCUGGUGGCUCGGUACAGCGAACCGGAUCUCACCGUCGACUUCGACAGCUUCGUGGGCUGUUUGGUUCGUCUGGAGACCAUGUUCAGCAUAUUUGAAACGCUGGACAAGGACCGCUCGGGGACCGUGGAGCUCAGCAUGAUGGAGUGGCUGAACGUGUCUCUGCUCUGAAGAUCCAGGACCCUCCUGAGCGCUGGACUCAUCUGAUCAUCAGGGACGAGACCAUGACUGAUGAUCAGCUGUAGCUAAUCAAUGAGUCCUGGUUAUUCACCUGAUGCCUUAUUGAUAAACAUUAUUAAAUAAAGAGAAUACAGCAGUGA
Molecule: messenger RNA, 2322 nt
Organism: Micropterus salmoides (largemouth bass)
Lineage: Eukaryota; Metazoa; Chordata; Actinopteri; Centrarchiformes; Centrarchidae
Gene: capn2l
Product: calpain 2, (m/II) large subunit, like
Exons: 21
Coding region: 68-2173 (701 amino acids)
Biological process (GO): proteolysis
Cellular component (GO): cytoplasm
Molecular function (GO): calcium ion binding; calcium-dependent cysteine-type endopeptidase activity
Source: RefSeq, a predicted model, not a curated record